AUGAGCCGCAAUCCAGUUGCUGGUCAGAAUGUGAAUAUUACACUUCAAAAUGUAGGACCAGUGGUUGCAGGAAAUCAACAGAUAACACUGACACCACUGCCUAUCCCUAAUCCCGCCUCCCCUGGAUUCCAGUUUAGUUCCCAGACAAGGAGGUUUGAACAUGGAUCUCCUUCCUAUAUUCAGGUCACUUCUCCAAUGUCUCAGCAAGUCCAAACACAAAGCCCAACACAGCCUAGUGCUGUGCCAAUCCAAGCAUUGCAAGGUGUUAGAGCUGCUACAGCUGGAGCUAGCUUGGGAAUGUGUAGUCAGAGUCCAACACGUGGUUUUGUGGAUGCUAGUGUCCUGGUGAGACAGAUAAGCUUAAGUCCUUCAAAUGGUGGACAUUUUGUCUUUCAAGAGGGACCUGGACUUGCACAAAUUGCACAGGGAGCAACAGCACAGGUACAGCUUCCAUCUGGUGCUGCACAAGCCACAAUAAGAGAGCGCAGGCUUUCACAGCCUCAUUCUCAGACCGGAGGCACUAUUCAUCACCUUGGACCCCAAAGUCCCGUGGCAAGUGGGGCAAACCUGCAGACCUUGACCACACCAAGCCACAUAACAACCACCAACCUUCCCCCCCAAAUCAGCAGUAUUAUACAAGGUCAGCUUAUUCAGCAACAACAAGUUCUUCAUGGGCAGCAGCUGGGCAGGACCAUCAGCUUUGAUAGGACUUCUGGGGGAAUGAUAGCUGGAGUAGCUGCAGCUUCAUCUUUUGGUAUAACGUCACCUCCUACCCCUACAAGUCCAUCACGAAUCACAGGUUCCCAGGCACUUUCUAGUCUUUCUUUAACCCCAACAGUAAGUACAGUCAAGAAACAAAGUAAGAAGCUUGAGGAAAUUCCUCCUGCAACUGCUGAAGAUGCACAGAUGAGAAAGCAGUGCUUGGAGCAUCACAAUAAGUAUAUGAAAGGCAUGAAAGAAAAUUUCAAGGAUUACUUGAUUGAGCUGUUCUUCUUGCAACAUUUUCAAGGAAACAUGAUGGAUUUCUUGGCAUUUAAAAAGAAACCUUCAUUGGGUCUUCAGGGUUACCUCAGGCAAAAUGACUUGGACCUAGAAGAGGAAGAAGAAGAAGAGGAGCAGUCUGAAGUUAUAAAUGAUGAGGUAAAGAUUGUGACAGGAAAAGAUGGGCAGACUGGUACUCCUGUUGCUAUAGCAACCCAGCUUCCUCCUAAUGUUUCUGCUGCUUUUUCAUCACAGCAGCAGCCAUUUCAGGUACCUUUUUUGAUGGUUCUACAGUGUGGCCUCAUCUCAGAUUUACUUUUUUUUCCAUCCAUUCCAAUUUUAUUUUUCUAA
This is a messenger RNA of Staurois parvus, 1332 nucleotides long. The record is from the annotation of a GenBank genome assembly. Lineage: Eukaryota; Metazoa; Chordata; Amphibia; Anura; Ranidae.